AUGGCUUCUCUUUUAUUCCACUCCACAUCCCUUUCAGUUUCAGCAGCAUCUUGUUUAAAAUACAAAAAGCUUCUAAUCUCAGUUCCAAGAAUCAACUCCUUUACACUCCCACGCGCCGCCGUCACAAAGCCAGAAUCUCUCAUGUUAUUUCCGUCUUUCCUCCAUCCAGGCCGCCUCAAAAUUGCUGCCGUUGGAGCUCUAUCGGAUGAUUUUAUUGGAAAAGUCGAAAAGGAUGAAUCUUUGUGGAUGUUGGAAGAGAAAUGGGUGAAAUUUGUCUUCUGGGUUGUGUUGUUUGCGUCGGUGUCUCUUGGAUUGCAUGCAUUGUGUGGAGAUGCGAGAGCUGCAGUUGCUGACAGCAUCAGGGGUUCUGGCUUUGGCGUAAAGGUGGCUAAAGCUCUGCGGGCUUCGAGUUGGCCCGAUGAAGCCGUUGUCUUCGCCCUAGCUACGCUGCCAGUGAUCGAGCUCCGUGGUGCUAUCCCGGUUGGUUAUUGGUUGCAACUCCACCCAGUUUUUCUCACAGUCUUGUCUGUUCUUGGGAACAUGGUCCCUGUCCCCUUCAUCAUACUAUACCUGAAGAAAGUUGCAGCUUUUCUAACUACAAAGAAUGAAGCUGCUUCUCGUUUAUUGGACAUGCUACUCGACAAGGCCAAACACAAGGCAGCUCCAGUGAAAGAAUUCCAGUGGAUUGGCUUGAUGCUAUUUGUAGCAGUGCCAUUUCCCGGAACUGGUGCUUGGACCGGAGCCUUCAUUGCAUCCAUACUGGACAUGCCCUUCUGGCCAGCUCUCACUGCAAAUCUCGUUGGCGUCAUCCUAGCCGCCCUUGUCGUAAACUUACUGGUUAAUCUCGGACUCAAGUAUGCUGUUGUCUCUGCUAUUAUUCUACUUGUCGCCUCCACCUUCAUCUGGAGCAUCCUCCGCGCCCUCAAGAAGUCGUUCGGAUGA
Salvia splendens (bonfire salvia) is the source of this 942-nucleotide messenger RNA. RefSeq lists its product as uncharacterized. The record is from RefSeq and is a predicted model, not a curated record. The coding region runs from base 1 to 942 and encodes 313 amino acids. Gene Ontology annotation, cellular component: chloroplast. NCBI's taxonomy places the organism in Eukaryota, Viridiplantae, Streptophyta, Magnoliopsida, Lamiales, Lamiaceae. The transcript is spliced from 2 exons.